AUGGUGACGAGGGAAACGCCUGUAAGUAAUCAAAUGCUUCGGUCCCUCUGUGGAUGCCGAACAAACCGCGUGGACGACAAAGACGUCAUCGUCGUUGAAGACUACCGUAACACGAACCUUUACAGUUUGCCUGCUGAUCGUGAAAUGAUAAGGCCCUUCCAUGAAUCCAUUCUGAAGCUAUUACCGGCAAAAUUCAUGCUGAUAAUAAAGCUGUCGAGAGUAUUCCUGUAUACUUCUAACAAAGUUCUCAGUCGCUCACUAGUCGGAGCUCUGCUCACGUCAUUGGAGAAAAUGAAUUUGAAGUUGGUCCAGGCAGCGAUGAUCAGCCCGAGCCACGAUAUUCUCAAGAAGUCAGCAAUUCUCAAGAAAGUCGGACGUCAGAAGGAAGUAUGCCUGAUAUCGCUAUGGCGUGGAGGCGAUUCAUUCAAACAUGUUCACAAUGCAGCCACCCGAUUUUGCAGAGAGUACGCCUUUGUUCUGGAUGUCGACAUUGCUAUGACUGACUCCACAAAAUCAACACGCAAAGAAGCUGAGCUGUGGAUACCAACACCGGCAUCAAUACCAACAACAACGAACACUCCCGCAGAUAACGUCGGAAACGCAGAGCCCAUCACCAACGAGCAACCACCCAAUUUAGAAGAGGAGAAUCCGGCUCCAGCUGGUGAUGUCGAUCCAGCUGUAAUUUUGCCCAAUGUUGUACAAGAUCCUGAAGAUGUUAUACUUGUUCGAGAAAGUUCUACGGCUGAUACUGUGCCCGUAGGUGAUACAGUUGAUCGCAUGACUCCACCAAAUCACGAGUUACCUGAAUUACAGGCUCCUGAAGCAGUAGGAAACCACGCACCUGCACCUCCUGCUACCAAUGGCGUCUGA
This is a messenger RNA of Haemonchus placei, 870 nucleotides long. The record is from the annotation of a GenBank genome assembly. Lineage: Eukaryota; Metazoa; Nematoda; Chromadorea; Rhabditida; Trichostrongylidae.